GCUGAACACAUUCGGACGGACAGAGACAGACUGGAGUACAGUACAGUUACAGCAGCAGCCGUUUCAUGAUGCUCGCGCUCGUGGCGUUCGCGGCGGGUUUAGGGCUCGUCGCGCUGAUUUUAAGGCUGCUUUCUCCUCAGAUCAGGAAAUACGCUGCAGGAGGAUUAUGUCGAUCCACAGCGCGGUUAGAUGGAAAAGUUGCAUUGGUCACAGGAGCAAACUCAGGAAUCGGGAAAGAGACAGCUUUGGAUUUGGCUUCUCGAGGAGCUCGAGUGAUUCUGGCAUGUCGGGAUAUGGAGAAGGCGGAGGAGGUGGCGGCAGAGAUCCGCACGAGAGUGGGAGGAGCUAAAGUGGAGGUGCGGGAGCUGGACCUGGCGGACUGCUGCUCCAUCAGGGCCUUCGCGCAGAGAUUCCUCAGAGAGGUGGAUCACCUGCACAUCCUCAUCAAUAAUGCUGGUGUUAUGAUGUGUCCUUAUAUGAAAACUGCUGAUGGGUUUGAGAUGCAGAUCGGGGUCAAUCAUCUUGGUCACUACCUGCUGACGUAUCUCCUCAUUGGUCUGCUGAAGCGCAGCGCUCCUUCACGAAUCGUGGUCGUUUCCUCCCUGGCACAUAACUUCGGCUGGAUUCGAUUCCACGACCUGCACAGUCAGGGCAGCUACAACAGCGGACUUGCCUACUGCCAGAGCAAACUCGCUAAUGUGCUUUUCACUCGUGAGCUGGCGCGCAGACUCCAGGGGUCGAAUGUGACUGUGAACUCUGUGCAUCCUGGGACGGUGAGGUCAGAGCUGGUGCGUCAUUCUACGCUGAUGUCCCUGCUGUUCGCUUUCUUCUCGAUGUUCCUGAAAUCCCCGAAAGAAGGAGCUCAGACCUCCAUCUACUGCGCCGUCGCUGAGGAGCUCCAGUCAAUCUCAGGCAAACAUUUUAGUGACUGCGCUCCUGCUUUUGUGGCCCCUCAGGGACGGAGCGAGGAAACGGCGCGCAAACUGUGGGAUGUAAGCUGUGAAUUAUUAGGCAUCGAGUGGGACUGAAACAUUCAUUUGACCUGCUUCAUUUCUCCAUGCUUAAUUUUCAGCGAUCAUUCUUCUCAUGUCUUUAGUUGGAUAUUUGUUUGGUUUUUGUUUUUCUAUUGGCUUUCAGUUGCACAACCUACAAUUAUCUUCUAUCAUGCCCGUGUGACAAGCAAGUUUUGAGUUGGUUUUACUCUGGAACUUUCUGUAAGGCAUUUUAAAACGUGUUUAAUUGUGUUGGUAUUUUGAACGCUGCUUUAAUUCUCAUCUCAGUAUUCUCACAUGAAGCUGCAUAUUGAAAUCUUUUAUACAGAUGUGCUUUUGACUACUGUGGUACAUUCAUAACCAGAGAUGAAUAUUUAAAUAUAUACAGUGACAAAACGAAAUGUGUCAUUUUUGUAUUUGUUUUUACUUUAUUUGCUAAAUAAUACAAAUACACCAGGAAAUAAUAUUAACAACUCAAAGUAAUAUUACCAGUCAUUAUUAAAAUAAUAUAAGUUUUAAAAAUGAAACAUUAUUCUAAAAAAAACUGACCUCAUUUAUUUAGUUAGAUAAGUCAGUAUUUUUGUAUAGACAAAUGUAAUUUAAUAACUGUUUUUAAUUAUUAUCUCCCUUCAGUGCACAUUUGCUCUCAUUUGUCACUCUAAUUGAAUGAAUUAAAUACAGUCUCUUUGGCAAAGUCUCUGUAACAGUCGCAUACAAUGUAAUAUGUGCAUAGGCCCUGCGAGCAGAUUUAUUUUAUGUCUUUUUCUAUUCUCGAAAUAAAAUAAUACAAGAAACAAAA
Molecule: messenger RNA, 1791 nt
Organism: Danio aesculapii
Lineage: Eukaryota; Metazoa; Chordata; Actinopteri; Cypriniformes; Danionidae
Gene: rdh12
Product: retinol dehydrogenase 12
Exons: 7
Coding region: 66-1028 (320 amino acids)
Source: RefSeq, a predicted model, not a curated record